AUGAAGAACUUUCCAGUUUUCGUGUUCCCUGUUUCUUUGGAGUUUUAUCUUAAUGCAAGACAUACACAUAAACAAUUACUAACAGUUUAUAAUCCAUACGAUUUCUCUGUGAAUUUCAAAGUGUUAUGUACUUCUCCCAACAAGUUUACUGUCAUAGACCCAGAAGGAGUGAUUGCGCCGCAGAGCUGUAUAGAUAUCGUAGUUCGAUAUACUCAACCUUCGGCAGCUCAUUGUAACACGACAGAAAAAUUCCGGAUAACGAUGUAUGAUAGGAACACCCAGCAGGCUCUGGGUAAAAGAGACAUUCCCACAAAAUUGAUAGAAGGAGGAACCUCUAAACACAAUACAAGAAAGUUUAGGAGACAGUUUCCACCCCUUAACUACCAAAGCUCAAACUGUAAGACCUGCAGAAGAGCUAACAAGGACUACAUGCAAUCACCCUUUACACCACAGGGACCAACAACCCAUCAAUAUUGUUGCAGUUACAGU
Molecule: messenger RNA, 489 nt
Organism: Iphiclides podalirius (scarce swallowtail)
Lineage: Eukaryota; Metazoa; Arthropoda; Insecta; Lepidoptera; Papilionidae
Source: the annotation of a GenBank genome assembly